Molecule: messenger RNA, 1158 nt
Organism: Mugil cephalus (flathead mullet)
Lineage: Eukaryota; Metazoa; Chordata; Actinopteri; Mugiliformes; Mugilidae
Exons: 2
Coding region: 125-847 (240 amino acids)
Cellular component (GO): plasma membrane
Source: RefSeq, a predicted model, not a curated record
AUGGUGGUGGAUUUCAGCAGGCACAUGCACACACCACAAACACACCAGUGAACCUCCAGACAAUGGACAUAGAUACUAUGGAUUCUUAUAGUUCACCUGAACAAAAAACUGGACUGGUCUGACUAUGCUGGUGCCUUUUAUAAGAAGUGAGAGCAGGCUUUACCUGCGAAGGACACUUAGAUCCUUUGAAGUGCAGAGUGCACUCCUGAGGUCUUUCUGCUCUGUGGUCGCAUCAGUUAUAUACGAUGGUGUGAGCUGCUGGGGCAGCAUCUUAGCAUCCCAUACCCUAAAAAAAAAAAAAAACAAAUCUUUAAAGUUCUCACUCAUCUAUUGGUUGACUUCCACUGAGAUUGUGCCAACCCCCUCAAAAGAAAAUUAUAAAAAGAAAUCCACACACACGACAGGAAGCUCUGAAAUUCUCGCCUAUCUGUCUCUCCUCCAAACUACAUCUGAGCUGAGAGUCAUGAAUCUCCAAAAUUACCCAACUGCACCUGUUCUGCCUGCACCGUCCACAGUUCAGUACACCACCGUGAAUGUUAUUGCUGAGCCCCCUAGGGACCACAUCAUCUGGUCCAUCUUCUCCUUGGUCUACUCAAACCCGUUCUGCCUCGGACUGGCUGCUCUCAUCUUCUCUGUCAAGGCAAGAGACCGGAAGAUGGCUGGAGAUGUGGAAGGUGCCCGACACUACGGCUCCACUGCUCGCUGCCUCAACAUCAGCGCCAUGAUCAUAACUUCCCUUAUGGUCCUGAUUACCAUUAUUACAGUGGUCAUAUCUGUACAGCGUGUUGCGUAUUAUAAUGGUAACUAUAACUAUAAAGGCAAUACUCGUUAUAAUUGGUACGGGUAAUUGCCACACUGCUGUGCUUCUGUGACUCUUCGAUAUUGUGUUUUCCUUCCCUAUGUUCAUGCUUGCUUACACCCUGAGAUAAAAGCAAAAUAAAAAGUAAUAACAAUAAUAAUAAUCAAAAAUGUAAACAUUUGUUCUGAUGUUCUGUAUCUCAGUCAAUAAAGAUGUCUGUAGCAAAUAAGUUUAGAGUAUUUCUGUUUUUAUACCUAUCCUGGAUCUGAAAAGUAUAUAAUAUAUAUAUAAAGGAGAUGAAAUCAUGUCAGUGACCAAAAACAAACCAUGUCCAUUACAGUACUACCCUACUACGCCUA